Messenger RNA from Myripristis murdjan (pinecone soldierfish), 438 nucleotides. RefSeq names its product cornifelin (gene cnfn). The record is from RefSeq and is a predicted model, not a curated record. NCBI's taxonomy places the organism in Eukaryota, Metazoa, Chordata, Actinopteri, Holocentriformes, Holocentridae. The transcript is spliced from 4 exons. The coding region runs from base 44 to 394 and encodes 116 amino acids.
ACAUCUGACUGCCUCUGGGAACCACAGAUUGACCUCAGCAGCAAUGGCGUUCCAGUCAAAUGUAAUAAAUUCCCAGCCUCAGGUCUCAGUCACGAGCUACACGGUGUCCUCUGGCUCAUCAGACUGGAGUUCAAAUGUGUGCGACUGCUGUGAAGACUGCGGCAUCUGUCUAUGCGCAACAUUUGUCCCCUGUAUCCUGGCCUGUAAGGUGGCUCAGGACAAUGGGGACAGCUGCUGUGUGCCUUUCCUCCCUGGUGCCAUGAUUGCUCUCAGGACAAGCAUCCGCAGCAGAUAUCGCAUCAAUGGCUCUGUGUGUGACGACUGGGUAGUCAUGGCCUGCCUGCCUCUCUGUGGACUGUGUCAGAUGGCACGAGAGCAGAAGAUGAGAGGAUAAAAAGCAAAUGAAAAAUGUAAUGUUAAGUGUAGUUACUGAGGUUA